CAAGAGGGCUCAUUCUCACCCAUAAGCCGUACAACAAUGUUGGACGAUGUGCAUAUCCAGUGCUUUCUAGCCACGCAGCCAUGCAGCCGGUAUCCAGGAGCGAGGAAGCUGCCUGGUCAUGGCUUUCUUUGCAGCCCGAGGUUGCAGCUCUCCUAGAUUUGGCUGAAGCUGGGGAAGAGGAGAAAGCGAAAGAUCAGCUGGCGCAGGUCGUGAAGACCAUCCUUUUUCCCGAGCCAAGGAUCGAGCCUCCAACCAAGUUCCGUCGAGUAGAGCCUGCAAGCGAAGAUGCACCCUUACAGAUCGACAAGGCAGCCAGAUGUGUUUGCAUCGUAUUCUCUGGUAUGCGAGGGGCUGGCAAAACAACCCUGUGCACGCUAUUGCAGAAGGUAAUGGGUGGUGUUCACCUUCACUAUGAUGAGAUUAUCAGCGGAUCAGAGCGGGGCACAUACCAGAAAGUCUUCCGAAGGGCUUUAUUGCGUGCCCUGACUGAAAAGCUGAAGCGAACGAGCGCAAGGCGUUCCCAAGGCUCUGACCCCGCAGCAGAAGAGCUUCAGGACCGGUCGAUGGGGGAGACACCCGACAAGCUUGCAAUGAGAGUCGCUUACGUUGACAGGACCAACAUCCUGAAAAACCAACGCGAAGACAUCACAGCAGUGUUGCAACGGCUGCAGUGGAAGAAGCGCGACUGCAGGACUUUGCUGGUGGACUUUCGCCAUAGUACGGAUGUGUUUGGCCAUGGCGCGGAUGGUCAAUUUUCCAAGCGCUUCGGAAAAAGUCACAUUGCUUUGUGCACCGACCGUAUUGAGGGUCGAGGUGUUGCGCACCAUGCGCUUCGUCCCUCAGCAAAGCUUCCACAUGUUCUACAAAAGGAGGCUUGUGCUGCACAACCUUUGAGCCCAGAAGAGCUGCAACAUGUUGAUUCUCAGCUCACCCUGGAUGUGGCAGACAGCCCAGUACAAAACACGUUGACUGUGGUUGAGGAGCUGAAAAGGCUUGGCUGGCUGACGCUGGCGAUGGAUCCCAGGGCGCUUGCCUUGAAGGUGGAAUUGGAGUGGCAGGUCUACAAUAAAGCUCAAGCGGCUUGGCGUUUGCAAGCUUCUGAUGGCAAAGAGAGACAUGAGUGGCUGGAACAGUGCCGACAAGCUGCUCAAGAGCAAAAGGCUGCUGGUGAGGCAGCCGAGGCAAUCCGCCAAGCGAAGAGGGCCACAUGGCGCUUUGACAUCCCUGAGGUCCGGCAAGUCUUGAUGGAAAAGAGCAUUCUGCCUAGUGGCUUCGAGACUGCAUCCCACACAAUGGUAGACCUAUUGACACUCCCAGAUGAAAACGAAGGGGCAGCCAAGGAGAAGCUGGAGGCAAUGAUUGACGCUUUAGAGGCGCUGCAUGGAGAAUCAUUGGAAGUGCGAAUGACAAAGAUCUUCAUCUCAGAGACAACGGCGUGUGCCUUGGUGGCCCUGCCACCUGUGCUGGCAGACAUGGGGAAGGUGCCGCAUGUCUUCCUUGGCAAGCGCCGAGGGGCUACUGCGGCUUCUAUAGAAGAGCUCUUAAAGGAGGCUGAGGAUGGUAAAGUGACCUGCAUACCAGUGCAAGACCCUCGACCCAUGACAGGCCGUGUGGUACUGGAGAGUGGGCCAUGAAGACAGCACCAGGAUGCCGCAGUCAGCAGCGAGCCUCCAAGACGGAGGCCCAGGCUGUUAUCAUCGUCACGCUACUGGUGAGAAAGCAG
Durusdinium trenchii is the source of this 1723-nucleotide messenger RNA. The record is from the annotation of a GenBank genome assembly. Lineage: Eukaryota; Dinophyceae; Suessiales; Symbiodiniaceae.